Molecule: messenger RNA, 2094 nt
Organism: Rhopilema esculentum
Lineage: Eukaryota; Metazoa; Cnidaria; Scyphozoa; Rhizostomeae; Rhizostomatidae
Biological process (GO): positive regulation of proteasomal ubiquitin-dependent protein catabolic process; protein polyubiquitination; serotonin metabolic process
Cellular component (GO): endoplasmic reticulum membrane
Molecular function (GO): ubiquitin conjugating enzyme binding; metal ion binding; ubiquitin protein ligase activity
Source: RefSeq, a predicted model, not a curated record
AUGGCCGCCGUCGGAUAUCGAUGUCGUAAGUGCAGAUUUGUCCUUUUUGCGACGAAAGAUUUGUCCGACACUCAUACCCAGAAAGACCAAUGUCCAUCAUGGUAUCUAAGAGAGGACGAAGAGAUGCUCCCAUGGGUGCACGAUCUCAUCAACGAGUCUGGUUGGACAGAGGGUAAACUUUAUUGCCCAAAAUGCAAUAGCAGAAUUGGGGGAUUUGACUUUCUACAUGUGGUUCAGUGUGGGUGCUUAGAAAAUAUCAUUCCUGCCAUUUGGUGUCCUAAAAGCAGAGUUGAUAACAUUGUGAACCUUGAAAAUAGGAAUGGUGCUAUGAAAGGAAUGAGCAAAAAUGAAGACACUGGACAAAAUGUUGAUCAAGGUGUAUCAUCCUCAAAUAUAGAAAGCAGCUCUUCUACAAGAGCAGAUCACAUUGUUCAGCAAAAAGGCAGAAGUCCAGAUGAUGUGGAUUCAGAAUUUGGCACCAACCAAUGCUGCAAAAUGACAUUGGUCAGUGGAGCAUAUGGCAAUUGCAAAGAAGUAAAAGGCAGAUCUAAGGAUCAUUUUGUUGAAAAUUCAAGUGAAAAAUUUCAACACCCAAGCUUAGAAUCAUAUUCAGAUGAAACUGUAGAUCCAACUGACAGCUUAUACUUCUCUCAAAGUGCUGAAAGACAAAUGCCACCAAAACACGAUAACGGUUGUUUCAAAUAUGGGGACAGAAAACAUCGUAUGAAAACCAAUUCUUGUCCAAAAGAUGUUUGUAAUCACUGCUGCCAUUGUAGUGUCAAGCAUCGAGAAGACCAAGACAAUUCUGAUGAAAUGUUUUAUGCAACUGCAAAUACAUGUUGUGAAACUGUCAGUUGCAUUCAUGAAAGUAUAAAAGAAAUCAGAAGAGAGAUGGUUGACUUGUAUAACUUAAGGAGUAGUGAGCCUUGCCAAGCUGGUCACUGUAAGAAGAACAGAAGGAAAAUAAGGAGAAGAGGUAGAGGGAAAUGGCAAUUUGAGCAUGAUUACCUGGCUUCAUUAAAAGAUGUGAAGAAGGAAUCAGAAGUGAGAGAAAAUUCAACAGCUUUAAUUGCCAGUUCAAGCAGUAGGGCCAAGAGUAUUGAAAGUGAUGAAAAGGAAAUAUCAGACAGUGAGAUUCCAGACUGCUACAAAUGUGCUGUUUGUUUGAGCCUCCUUCAUGAACCACAAAAAACUCCAUGCCUUCAUGUAUUUUGUGGAAUUUGCUUGAAGCAACUUAACCAUGUUUCUCGUGGGAGACCAAAAUGUCCUUUAUGCAGAGAGCCAGUUCGUUAUGUUACAGCCGAGGAAGUAAUGGAAGCAGAGCUCCAGGUUUCCUUUCCAGUCAACUACAGGAAGAGAGUGAAAGAAGCAAAAAAGAAUAGGCAUAAAAACGCCGCUCUACCAUCACCACAAUCAACAAUGUUUGAUACUGUAGAUGAAUACGAAAACCAUCAGCCAACCAAUCGAUUGGUUCACCAUUUAAGUGUUAUUGCCAUCAUAAUAUCAAUAGUCAUUAACAGCCUUCUUAUGAAUGCACACGGUAACCCAUUGGCACGUGCUGAUCUGCAGAGGAAACUUGCCAUUCUUCUUUUAAUUGUCUUAGGCUGUAUGUUUGGUGCCUUGAUAUUUUUGUUUUUAAUUGUUUAUGCGUUUGACUUUGUAAAAAUUUCUUUGUUGUUAGUAGUAUCAUAUUUUGCAUUGACAAAGUUAGCAUUAAAUGCAUUUAUUCAAGAGUAAUUGUGUGUUAAACUGUUUUGUGUUAUAAAUGAGUUUACUUUCUGUUUUUUGGUUUGAAUUUAGCCUUGAAUUUUAUGGGCGUACAAUACCUUCAACAUAAUAAAAUUCUAAUGUCUUGUUCUAGGUUAAUAAAAAUACAGUCGUCACUUUGGGUUUAACAUGCUAAACAAAAAGUUCAUUCUAUGUUAUGAAUGCAAAAAGAAUCGGUAAUACGGACGUAAAACACUUUUCUCAAAAACCGGGAAAAGUUAAUGCAUACUUGAAUAAACUAGAAUACUUUGCAAAAGACAACUGAAAUAAAUGCUUGAUUUUUCAGAGCGCAAUGUUAUGGAUUCAGAUUAAAGUUUUACCAUUGUU